AAAACAAACUGAGGAGGACAGAGUGUUGAUUUGCUUUAAGCAGAAGGGCAAAACAAAAUCAGUCAAGAGAAAAGGUACAGUAGGGGAAAAAAUAGAGCAGAGAAAAAUGCAGGAAGCGGAAAGAGGGGUUGAGAGAUAGUGAGAGCGUGUCUAAAAGAGAGAUAGAGGGCGAGAGAGAAAUACAAAGGGAAAAGCCGAGCUUCUAACUUGAGUGAUUCCCAGACUGGCUGGCAGUGAGCUCUGAUCCACCUGCUCUGAUGGGGUUUCAAACCCUUACAAGCAGCGCUGGGGGAUCCUUAGGGCAACACUUUUUUCUGCAGUUUUUCUAAUUCCCAUCUAUUGAGCACAUCAGCCAACACAGAGUCAGGAUAAGCUAUCCUCAGCCUCUCUGACAGCAAAUGGAUCAUAAACCGAUGACAGACAAUACAAUCCAAAUAAGGAAAUUAAGAGAGACCUGAAUGCAAACGGCCCGAAGACGACUGGCAGAAAUGAGAGUGAUUUUAGUGUAUGCCCUCCUCUGCCCCCUGUCUUUGUCACAUGGCUGUCCAAAGGAGUGCAGCUGCAACAGCAACACCAAAGUAGUAGACUGUCGAGGUCGAGGACUUUUUGACAUCCCUCGACGACUGGAUCCAGAGACCCAGGAACUGCAUCUUCAGGAUAACCGAAUCAGGGGGUUGGGAUCAAUGGCUUUUAGGGAAAUACCUCGUGUUCGAAUUCUUGACUUAUCCAAUAACUCUAUAACAUCCAUUUCACCAACUGCUCUACUUGGUUUGAGGACUCUGCAGCACCUCAGCUUGGCUUAUAACAGUCUGCGAGAGCUUGACAAGCGACUCCUUGGACCCAUACACUCACUGUCGCACCUCGAUCUCUCGCAUAACAGCUUGUGGGGUUUGCCUGGAGCCAUCGGGGAGAGUUUGAGGAAUGUCAGCUACCUGGGGCUGGCAAACAACAGGCUAACAAGACUGGACCGUACACUGCUUGAGGCCGUGACCAGCCUGGACAGCCUCACUCUAAGAGGCAACCCCUGGAGGUGUGACUGUCAAAUUUUGAGCCUCAAACUCUGGCUGGAGACCUACCUGUUUAAAGGUGGAGUGCUGGAUGAAGUUCUUUGCUUCCAACCAGAAGAAAUGAAGGAGAAAGACUUGCAAAAAAUCCCUUAUCAGCUCUUCCAUACCUGCAUGACAACAAGCUAUCAUUACCUGUUUGCCAACAUUCAACACCUGGAGUCUGAGAGGCUGCAGCGAGGUCACACCCAUGGCAACAAUGCUCAUCCUUCCAGCCACUCUCUUCACGUCCCCAUGGCGAUUGGGGAGGGUUUUGGUGGUGCUGGGAGAGGAGGAGGAGGACCCAUGGCGGAGUGUGAACCCAAGCAGAAGCAGCGGCCUGUCAACUUGCGCCACGCUAUUGCCACAGUGAUCAUCACCGGUGUGGUGUGUGGGAUCGUGUGUCUAAUGAUGCUGGCUGCAGCAGUGUACGGAUGCGCCUACGCUGCUAUCAUGGCCAAAUAUCAGCGGGAGUUAAAGAAGAAUGAGGAACUGGCUGCAGCGCGGGGGGCAGAGCAUGCCACAGCAGAUGAGAAGGAACCACUGGAGAAUGCUAUUGCCUAGGAGACUCCUGACUUAGGCCUCCACCCUUUAACACUAAUGUCUCUGGUUGCCAUGUGUGGACUUGUACCUAUUUGUACGUAAAAACAGAAUAUACUGAAACUAAAAAAGUGAUAUUAUAUUUAUUUUUGCAUAAUAUCUCCUCAUAUCUGAGACUUGGGUAGCUAAAUUCUACAAGUAUUUGACUAUGCACUGAUAAGAAGAGACUCUGUUAAUGUUUGACAGGCAGGGCAAAUAAUUCAAACUUAAAAAUUUAGUUGUGAAACAUGCAUAUCACAGAAAACUGCUAUAUAUUUAUAAAUGUAUAUUUUUGAGUAUUUGUAAUGUAACUUUCUGGAAUUUAUUGAAAUGGUUUUAAAGUCUUGAUGUCUUUUGGUUGUUCAUCAUAAUUUUAAAGCUGUUUAUGACUCAUAGUAAAUAAUCCAUAGUAGGCAGCUGUUCUCAAUAAAGUCCCCAAUUUGUUUGUAUCAGUGAUGUGUUUUUGAAAACGAGACUGUGUUUUCUAGUGUGUGUGUGUGUGUGUGUGUGUGUGUGUGUGUGUGUGUGUGUGUGUGUGUGUGUGUGUGUGUGUGUGUGCAUUUGUAAGAAGAUGUAUUCUGUAUGCACAUGUUACAGGGAUCUUUAUGUGUCUGUGCCUAAAAUACUUAAUUUUGUGAAGAAAAAAUAUGUUUUCUAAAAGAUUUUUUUCUGGUAACUGAAGUGAAAAUGUAAAAUUUGUUGAAGCAAUAAUGAAACAACCUAACAUGAAAACAACUAAAA
This is a messenger RNA of Nothobranchius furzeri (turquoise killifish), 2363 nucleotides long. RefSeq names its product leucine-rich repeat and transmembrane domain-containing protein 1 (gene lrtm1). The record is from RefSeq and is a predicted model, not a curated record. NCBI's taxonomy places the organism in Eukaryota, Metazoa, Chordata, Actinopteri, Cyprinodontiformes, Nothobranchiidae. Gene Ontology annotation, molecular function: protein binding. Gene Ontology annotation, cellular component: plasma membrane.